Pieris brassicae (large cabbage white) is the source of this 921-nucleotide messenger RNA. RefSeq names its product cyclin-Q (gene koko). Lineage: Eukaryota; Metazoa; Arthropoda; Insecta; Lepidoptera; Pieridae. Gene Ontology annotation, cellular component: nucleus. The transcript is spliced from 2 exons. Gene Ontology annotation, biological process: regulation of transcription by RNA polymerase II. The record is from RefSeq and is a predicted model, not a curated record. Gene Ontology annotation, molecular function: cyclin-dependent protein serine/threonine kinase regulator activity. Bases 105 to 860 code for a protein of 251 amino acids.
UUGUCUUUGGUUAACCAAUUUGAAGCCGCUAAACAAUAAUAACUAAAUAGUAUUACAUAUUAAUACUUUUCUAUUUUAAUUAAUUUAAUAAACGCUUGUCUAUAAUGAAGGACGUGAUCGAUGUAAUGGCAUUGCAAAAUAACAGACGUGAAAAGCGUUUGCCGGAUUAUAGAAGUGCAGCAGGACACAGCUUGGCGACCAAUUUUGUAUUUGAGUGUGGCAUAAAACUGGGAUUGCAGCCUGCGACUAUUGCUACCGCAGCAAUUUUUUACCACAAAUUCUUUAAGGAAGCCGACAAGAAUGACUAUGAUUGCUACGUUAUAUGCACGGCAUGUUUGUGCGUUGCUGGAAAGUCGCGGGAUGAGCCAGUGAGACCAAGAGAUGCUGUUAAUGUAGCGUAUAAUUCAAUCAAUCGGGGUGCAGGGCCUAUGGAAUUAGGUGAUGAGUAUUGGUCAUGGAGGGGUGCCGUCGCUCAAGCGGAGCUCUUAGUAUUGCGAUUACUCGGUUUUAAUUUAGAAACGCCAUCACCGCAUAAGUAUCUAUUGCAUUAUUUGCGUUCACUACAAGAGUGGUUUCCGACAUCUCAGUGGCGAACUGCCCCAGUUGCUCGUACUGCAAUGGCCUUCUUACAAGACUUCCAUCAUUCACCGCUCAUAUUAGAUUAUAGAGCCCCACAUAUAGCUGUUGCCUGUUUGACAUUGGCACUCCAUGUUCUCGGUGUUUCAGUACCUCUAGCAUCUACAUUAGAUGAUGAUGCGGCUUGGUACUCUGUAUUUACAAAAGAUCUCCAAAAAGAAAAGAAUUGGGAAUUAAUGGAAAAAAUUAUGCAAGUCUACAGCAGAGAGCCUGAAACUAUUUAACUAUCUAGCUUAUAGUAUAGACGUUUAUGUAAUUUUUUAAUAAAUGACGCUAAGCAAUUUA